AUGUUAUUGCUUAUACAAGCAUACUCAUAAAUAUUUUAUCUCAAUAGGUUCUAAAUAUUUGGUAAUGGGAAAUAUAGAGUAUAAUAGACUCAAUAAUUUAAUAUUAAGGUAAUUCUUAUUAUAGUAUUAGUAAUAAAAAUAUUCUACCCUGAUUAGAAGGCAAAUUAAAUAUGAGGGAAAUAAUCAAUAAAAUCUCCUCGAUUUAGGAAUGGCCAUUCAAUUGAAUACUAAAGAUCUAAAAUCUCAUUGUAAUACAAGUAAUGAAUACGAUAUAUCUUAUAAGAUUUAGCGCUUUUUGAUUAUUUAAAAGCAAAGGAUCUGGUUUCAGAGAAUUCUUUAGGCUGUCAAUUUAAAAAUAAAUUUAUUUGUGUAAUAAAAUAUUUCAUUUGCUUCUACAAAAGGCUCCGCUGAU
Messenger RNA from Paramecium pentaurelia, 412 nucleotides. The record is from the annotation of a GenBank genome assembly. Lineage: Eukaryota; Ciliophora; Oligohymenophorea; Peniculida; Parameciidae.